UGGACAUAGAUCAUUUGAACACAAUGGAACCCUGGCAAAUAGUGUCAUUUUUCCUCAACAAGGCUCAAAAUAAGCAAUUUGAUCUCGCUUCAACAACCAAUGCACUCGCCUUCCAAGUAAAAAACAAUAUGAUGUCUCUGAGAUGCUUGCAGUGUUAUUGGUCACCCUGGUAUGGGCGGUGAGCACCGCUUAUUUUGGUAUCUCAACUAUAAACGCAAUUGACAACUCUACUCCAAGUACUGAUUUGAUUAGUACCAACAUUUUUCUUACCACCAAACCCUACACUGCACCUACAACCACGACUACUAUUAUUACAACCACGACUACAACCACAACUACAACCAGUGCCAUUGCGCAGUCCUUGAGGCUUCAAAUUGAGAACGCCCUUAAUGGUGAUCCAAUUCCUGGAGCUUUGGUUACGCUUCAAUCCGAUGUCACUCGCCAGAUGAUUCAAGCAGAGAUAGACAGCAACGGGCUCUUUGUGGCGAGUGUAGGGUCAAUUGGUCAAGAAGUGAUGGUGACCAUCGAACACGAUGGAUUUAUCUCUCUUCAAGACUACGUCAUCACCUCUAGUUCAGCCCAAUCUGAUUCCGCCAGGGUGAUUUCCAUGUCUCCGGUUUUUGAUACCGAUGUCAGCAAACGCAUGGUUUUGAAUUGGAACCCUUAUGCGGUCAAUUUAGAUACUUUGGUGCUUCAAUUUGCCAUUGGGCGCGAUGAUGAGGACUGUGUCGUGUUUUACGCAAAUAGAAUGUGUGGCAACAUGAAUCUUGAUAGAGAUGUUCUUCAUGGGAAAGAUGGCGGUGAAACGGUCACAUGGAAAAACGAGGACGAAUUUGGCUAUGCCAUUGUUAUCGCAGACUUUUCUGGUGCCAAUGAGUAUUCUUUGAUAGAAACUGAAGCCAAAAUGAUUAUUUAUGUUGAUGAUGGAUUUGUUUUAUCUUUGGAUAUUCCAAAGGAAGAACCCUCUCCACGAAGCAGGUUUUGGGUCGUGGGAUGUUUAAAAGGCUCUAGAGGAGCCUCAUCAUUCGUAGAAGUUAACAAAAUUGUGGAUGACGACCCUGCGAACGAUCCCGAUUUGUGCUUUAGUACUUGAUUUCUUUGUCUUUUCUUGGACUUAUCAUAUAUGCCUCAUUUACAAAAUGAUCAUUCUACUUCUAAAAAAAUUCGUGGGCUCCUGUUGAACAAAAAAUCUCUCGAACUAGGGAACAAGACGGAAAACACAAAUGUCUGCACGUUUAUGUUCUGUUUUAGAUAUUACAAUAAAUUGCUUUUUCGCGUUUUCUAAUUCAA
Tigriopus californicus is the source of this 1290-nucleotide messenger RNA. RefSeq lists its product as uncharacterized. The transcript is spliced from 6 exons. NCBI's taxonomy places the organism in Eukaryota, Metazoa, Arthropoda, Copepoda, Harpacticoida, Harpacticidae. The record is from RefSeq and is a predicted model, not a curated record. Bases 143 to 1093 code for a protein of 316 amino acids.